Molecule: messenger RNA, 279 nt
Organism: Caenorhabditis remanei
Lineage: Eukaryota; Metazoa; Nematoda; Chromadorea; Rhabditida; Rhabditidae
Exons: 3
Coding region: 1-279 (92 amino acids)
Source: RefSeq, a predicted model, not a curated record
AUGGCAGAGCAAAACCACCUCAAUACCAACCUCAGGGACUUCGAGCGGGCUGCUCUUCAACAAAUUGUCAUAAUCAUCCGGCAGUACCGCAAUCUUCUCGGGAAUAAUAUUCACGGGCACGAGAUGUACCAUGCGCUCCUGAACUUCAUGGAAGACAUCGUUGAGAGAAUCAAUAGAGUUGGAGAGCAUCCAGAAUCCGAAGCAGGCAGAGAUCUAAUAGACAUCUACUUCGACGAAAUAUUCGAAACGAUGCAAGUUUUCGAUGGUCUUUUUGAUUAA